Cicer arietinum (chickpea) is the source of this 885-nucleotide messenger RNA. Its product is annotated as vacuolar iron transporter homolog 4-like. Gene Ontology annotation, molecular function: manganese ion transmembrane transporter activity. Gene Ontology annotation, biological process: intracellular manganese ion homeostasis. The record is from RefSeq and is a predicted model, not a curated record. NCBI's taxonomy places the organism in Eukaryota, Viridiplantae, Streptophyta, Magnoliopsida, Fabales, Fabaceae.
AUUAGAAGCAUGAGUACUCCACAAGCUCUUAAUAUCAUAUUCCAAUAUUUCCUCUUUUUUUAUCCAUGGAUUCCCUUGGAGCAACAACUAAUGGAAUUUCACCUAACAACACCUUUGAGAUUGAGAUUCCUAUCCAUGCCAAUAAUGUUGAAAAAGACAAAAUUAGUAGUGUUGAAAAAGAGAGCAACAUUGACUACAGUCAAAGAGCACAGUGGCUUAGAGCAGCCAUGUUAGGAGCCAAUGAUGGUUUAGUCACUGUUGCAUCUUUGAUGAUUGGUGUUGGUGCUAUAAAGCAAGACAUUAGUGUCAUGCUUCUAGCUGGUUUUGCUGGUUUAGUAGCUGGUGCUUGUAGCAUGGCAAUUGGUGAAUUUGUCUCUGUUUAUACACAAUAUGACAUAGAAGUAGCUCAAAUCAAAAGAGAAAGAGAAGCUAAUAAUAAUAAUGAAGAAGAAAGUAGUGAAAGGGAGAAAUUGCCAAAUCCAUUUCAAGCAGCAGUUGCAUCAGCAUUAGCAUUUUCUGUUGGUGCUGUUAUGCCACUGUUAGCAGCUGCAUUUAUAAAGGAUCAUAGGAUUAGGAUGAGUGUUGUUGCUGCUGUGGUUAGUUUGGCACUGUUGGUGUUUGGAGGAAUAGGAGCAAUGCUUGGAAAAACUCCAAUGAUGAAGUCUUGUGUUAGAGUUCUUAUUGGUGGUUGGAUGGCUAUGGCUGUUACUUUUGGUUUGACCAAACUCAUUGGCACUACUGCUCUUUGAAUUUCAAUUACUCAAAUGUCUUUAUCACUAUGUACUAUAUUAAUGUUAUCUUAUUUUCUUGUGUGAAGGGAGUAAUUGAUCCCAUGAAUUUAAAUGGUUAAUAAAUUUUAAUUAAAAAUGAAUCAUUUUGACAAAA